UCUUCCUUAUAAAUGGAUCAAACCCGAGGACUGUAUACUUUCGUGUAGAAUCAAAUCCUUUCGAAGAAAACAGAUCGAAUUUAUCUUAAUCGGCAUAGAAAAAAUGGAGAAAGCGAUCGAGAGACAACGAGUUCUUCUUGAACAUCUCCGACCUUCUUCUUCUUCCUCACACAGCUUUGAGGGCUCUCUAUCUGCGUCUGCUUGCUUGGCUGGGGACAGUGCUGCAUAUCAGAGGACUUCUCUUUAUGGAGAUGAUGUAGUGAUUGUCGCGGCACAUAGGACUGCACUAUGCAAGUCGAAACGUGGCAACUUCAAGGAUACAUAUCCGGAUGAUCUUCUUGCACCUGUUUUGAGGGCAUUGAUAGAGAAGACAAAUCUAAACCCAAGUGAAGUUGGUGACAUUGUUGUGGGUACUGUUUUGGCACCGGGAUCUCAGAGAGCCAGCGAAUGCAGGAUGUCUGCUUUCUAUGCUGGUUUCCCUGAAACCGUGGCCGUAAGAACCGUGAAUAGACAAUGCUCAUCUGGGCUUCAGGCUGUUGCAGACGUAGCUGCUGCCAUAAAAGCUGGAUUUUAUGAUAUUGGUAUUGGGGCUGGAUUGGAGUCCAUGACUACCAAUCCAAUGGCAUGGGAAGGGUCGGUCAAUCCAGCGGUGAAGAAGUUUGCACAAGCCCAGAAUUGUCUUCUUCCUAUGGGUGUUACUUCAGAGAAUGUAGCACAGCGUUUUGGUGUCUCAAGGCAGGAGCAAGAUCAAGCUGCUGUUGACUCUCACAGAAAGGCAGCUGCUGCUACGGCUGCUGGUAAAUUCAAGGAUGAAAUUAUUCCUGUUAAAACCAAGCUUGUUGACCCAAAGACAGGUGAUGAGACACCCAUUACAGUUUCUGUUGAUGAUGGGAUCCGACCGAGUACAACUCUUGCUACCCUUGGGAAGCUGAAGCCCGUGUUUAAGAAGGAUGGAACCACAACUGCUGGAAAUUCCAGCCAAGUAAGUGAUGGUGCAGGAGCUGUUCUCCUCAUGAAGAGAAGUGUUGCAAUGCAAAAAGGACUUCCCGUUCUUGGUGUAUUCAGGACAUUUGCUGCAGUUGGUGUUGACCCAGCAAUCAUGGGUAUCGGUCCAGCAGUUGCCAUUCCUGCUGCAGUUAAGGCGGCUGGCUUAGAGCUGGAUGACAUCGACUUGUUUGAGAUCAACGAGGCAUUUGCAUCUCAGUUUGUGUAUUGCCGUAACAAAUUGGGACUUGACGCAGAGAAAAUCAAUGUCAAUGGAGGCGCAAUGGCCAUAGGACAUCCUUUGGGCGCUACAGGAGCACGUUGUGUUGCUACUUUGUUGCACGAGAUGAAACGCCGUGGAAAAGACUGCCGUUUUGGGGUAGUGUCAAUGUGCAUUGGGACGGGAAUGGGUGCAGCGGCUGUAUUUGAGAGAGGAGAUGGAGUUGAUGAGCUUCGCAACGCCAGGAAAGUUGAAGCGCAUGGCCUUUUGUCCAAGGAUGCUCGUUAGAGAAGAUGAUUGUGUACAACCCAACAAAACCCUUUCACUCUCCCAAAUAUAUGAUCUCAGCACACUCUGUUCUCCUUGGAGAGAAUCUGGUCCUUUUCUUUAUAUCCUGUUAUUAUAGUUUUGAAUAAAGCACAACCAAUGUUUGCCUGAGUCUUGUUGCUCUUCUUGACCAGGUCAUGUGUUUUUUAGUAUAUUUUUUAAACGUGAAGGGGGAUAAUCUUUGAAGCUUAUUUGUAUUAAAAUUUAAAAUGUUGUUCUUCUCGAAUUUCAGUUGUUUCUGGAAAAUUUAGAA
Messenger RNA from Eutrema salsugineum, 1784 nucleotides. RefSeq names its product 3-ketoacyl-CoA thiolase 2, peroxisomal. Gene Ontology annotation, biological process: fatty acid beta-oxidation; phenylacetate catabolic process. Gene Ontology annotation, molecular function: acetyl-CoA C-acyltransferase activity. The transcript is spliced from 14 exons. NCBI's taxonomy places the organism in Eukaryota, Viridiplantae, Streptophyta, Magnoliopsida, Brassicales, Brassicaceae. Gene Ontology annotation, cellular component: peroxisome. The record is from RefSeq and is a predicted model, not a curated record. Bases 104 to 1492 code for a protein of 462 amino acids.